Theileria parva strain Muguga is the source of this 743-nucleotide messenger RNA. RefSeq lists its product as uncharacterized. The transcript has a single exon. The record is from RefSeq and is a predicted model, not a curated record. NCBI's taxonomy places the organism in Eukaryota, Apicomplexa, Aconoidasida, Piroplasmida, Theileriidae. Bases 146 to 673 code for a protein of 175 amino acids.
UGAUCAUUAGAAUGUGUUUCCCAUAUUUAUAGAUCCAUCACACAUUUAUAUUAAAAGAUUAGUUAAACCCCAUCCAAUUGAUAAAUUAUUUAUGUGUAAGAUGACUAUGAAAAUUAUUUCCAAUUAGAAGCAUUCAUUUUCAACAAUGAAUGUUCUAACAUGUGGAAUAAUUUUAUACGCAUUCUAUCAAUCCAUUUGUAUGGAUAAUGAUGAUGAAGGACCUGAAAACAAAGGAUCAAGGGGAAAACGACCUCUUCCAAAGUCUCUAACAAGUAACUUAACGUCAACCGAACAAGAGUCCGGUGGUGCUUCUGGCCAAUCAGGAGGUGCAUCAAGUCAACCAAGUCGCCCAGCUAACCAAGCUCCAGAUGGAACAAUAUUAGUGAAAAUGGAUGUAAAAAAUGGAUUUGAUAACCCACGUACAAAUUUACAUCAAUUUGGUGGACCAAAUAAUCUACCUCAUCGUGAGCUAACGCCUCAUCCUGGAUAUGGGUAUAGUUGUGUAAUGUAUAAGGGUGAAACACUUUGGACUAUGGAUGGCUGCAAUUAUGCAACAAGAGUUACUGUGUUUCCUACAGGUAAACCACAAAAGAGUAUUACUAUCAGAAUGGUUAAUGGCGGUUCAGAACUUUAUAGAAAAGGAGGAAAAAAUCAACCGUGGGUAAAACAAUGAAUGAAACAAUAUGUGAAGGAAAAUUAAUUGAAGAAGAAAUUUUGAAAAAAAUUAUAAAUCUAGUUGGCCU